Messenger RNA from Iphiclides podalirius (scarce swallowtail), 741 nucleotides. The record is from the annotation of a GenBank genome assembly. NCBI's taxonomy places the organism in Eukaryota, Metazoa, Arthropoda, Insecta, Lepidoptera, Papilionidae.
AUGGCUGGCUUUAGCUGGUACCUCUCUGAAGGCUUCCAAGUGAUCAUUGAGAAGUCAAAAGAAGCCAAAUGUUCUUUGCAAGAUGUUCAGUUGAGAUUUCUUUGCCCUGAUGAUUUAGAAGAGGUGAGAUCCCUAUGCAGAGAUUGGUUUCCAAUAGAGUAUCCCCAGUCAUGGUAUGAGGACAUAACAUCAUCUGAGCGUUUUUUUGCACUAGCUGCAAUUUAUAAAACACAAAUCAUUGGACUCAUAGUUGCCGAGAUUAAACCAUAUCUAAAGCUAAAUGCAGAAGAUAGAGGCAUACUUUCACGAUGGUUUGCAUCAAAAGAUACAUUGGUUGCUUAUAUACUGUCCCUAGGAGUAGUGCGUUCAUACAGGCGUUCAGGUGUAGCAACAAUGCUCCUGGAUGUUUUGAUGAAUCACCUUGCCGGGCCAGUGGCUCAACUGCCGCAUGAACACCGUGUGAAGGCAAUAUUCCUUCAUGUACUAACAACAAAUAAUGAGGCUAUACAUUUUUAUGAAAAAAGAAGAUUCCGUUUGCACUCGUUCCUGCCUUACUACUAUUCAAUUAAAGGUCAUUGUAGGGACGGAUUCACUUACGUUUACUACGUGAACGGAGGCCACGCGCCUUGGGGGAUAUACGACUACGUUAAAUACGUGGCUCGGGCGGCGUGGAGUGGUGGUGGGUUAUACCCAUGGCUAUGGCGAAAACUCCGCACUGCCCUAACAAUAGCGUGGCACAGA